Messenger RNA from Arachis stenosperma, 1300 nucleotides. RefSeq lists its product as uncharacterized. Lineage: Eukaryota; Viridiplantae; Streptophyta; Magnoliopsida; Fabales; Fabaceae. The transcript has 5 exons. Gene Ontology annotation, molecular function: ubiquitin protein ligase activity. Bases 84 to 971 code for a protein of 295 amino acids. Gene Ontology annotation, biological process: protein polyubiquitination; protein monoubiquitination. The record is from RefSeq and is a predicted model, not a curated record.
AUAAAAUGAAAAUUAAGUCAGCUUGGGCUUGGCACUCCUUCCGUGAGCUGUGAAGUCGGAAGCUGCAAGCAACGUGAGCGGUGAUGGAACGGACUUGUUCCCUCCGGCGAAAGACACACAAAGAGAAGGACGUAAUUUGGGCAGCUAUCCAGGGGCAUUCUUGUCCAAUAUGUUUGACCGAUCUGGAAUCUCGGUUCAGAGAAGCUGCGGUUCUGUCCCGCUGCUACCACGCUUACUGCACCCACUGCAUCCGCCGUUGGAGUCACGUGCGCAGAGCGUGCCCUCUCUGCAAUUCAGGUUUCGCCUUCUGGUUUUCCAUCCUCAGCCUCUCUUCCAGAACCUUCCGGAAGCACUUCUUACCCUUCCACUCUCAUUCUGAUGCAAACCAACCGCCACGACUUCCCUCUACCAGGGCGAGGAUAGCGGUGACUAAUGGACAAAGGAGGGCAUUGCCCCGGAGAAGAUCGUUUGGGCGUGCUGGACUUGUGAGUGCAGAUGUUAUUGCUCAGAGGAAGCUUCAAUGGCGUGCUAGCAUAUACAAUCAAAGGUUGCAACCUGAUUAUGCAACCCUAAGGUGUCUUGAGCGAGGAUGCAAAGGCUGCGGUCCAUGCAACUUGUUCCUUUCCAUUGGGAAUGGAACAAGAAAUGCUAUUAAAAGGGACAUUCUACAACGGAUUGAGCCAUGGAUAAUGAGGGAGCUACAAGCUCUCUUAGGGGACCCAGAUCCAACUGUCAUUGUUCAUGUUGCCACCUCACAGUUCAUCACUUGGCUAGAAGAGAAGGCGAAAUCGCCAUCUCGCCACCUUCAUGUGGGAGAUACCUUCAUUUCACCUCUUCGUCCAUUCCUGCAUGAUAAAGCGACCAUCUUUUGGCAUGAGCUAAGUUGUUUCGCUGAGGGUUGUCACAACAUGGAUACCUACGAUGAAGUCGUCGAAUAUAAACAACAGGAGUGGGUGGACGACACACAUUAGAUGUUGCUGUUGCCUCUUAUCAUCCCUUAAAUCUGUUGGGAGUUGAUGAGAUACAUGGAGGUUGGUGAUGAUGCCUUCCUCACAACCAUGAAUUAUGAUACCAAAUCUCUUGGGAGAUCUGAACGGUUUCUUGGGUACAAGUUGAAAGCUGAUCCCUGUUCCUUGUUGGUGUUAUUGCAUGUUGCAAUCUUUCAGUAGCAUCCAAACAAGAACCAUGUGUUGCUGAUUCACGUCCAUUUCAGUCCGUUUCCAACGUUGUCAAACGUAAUUAGUUUAAGGUGUAAAAAGACCAGCUUGUAAAUAAUAUUUAUGCACAUCUAUCAUCUCUU